AUGUGGCUUAUCAAUACAACGGCGAUCACUCUGGAGGACAAAAACAUAUCAUCAACUCCAUAUGCAAUUCUGUCGCAUACUUGGGGUGAAGAUGAGGUCACAUUCGAAGACAUGAUGAAGGGCCGGGAAAAGGGCAAGAAAGGCUAUGUCAAGAUCAUACACACUUGCAGAUUAGCCAAAGAGAGGGGGAUUGCAUACGUCUGGGUCGAUACUUGCUGCGUUGAUAAGAGGAGUAGUGCAGAGCUGGCCGAAGCUAUAAACUCUAUGUUCAACUGGUACAGGCUCUCAAAAGUUUGCUUUGCUUAUCUCGAGGAUCUGAACGUCCAUCGUGGUCCACAGGAUGACGAGCUCGACGGCCUAUCUUCUUGUCGAUGGUUUACCCGGGGCUGGACAUUGCAGGAGCUGAUUGCCUCGCGGGACCUCGAAUUCUAUGACAGCAUGUGGAAGUACCGGGGAACAAAAGCAAAGCUACAAACAAAGAUCUCAGAAAUCACCGGCAUUGACAUUGCGGUUCUGGAAAACAACGCUAUCCUGGAGACAAUACCUGUUGCAAAGCGCAUGUCAUGGGCAGCGAAUCGAGAGACCACGAGAAUAGAGGAUCUCGCAUACUGCCUCCUAGGAAUUUUCGGUGUCAACAUGCCAAUGCUGUAUGGGGAAGGAACAAAAGCUUUUGGCAGGCUUCAAGAAGAGAUCAUCAAAGAGACAACUGACCUCUCUAUAUUUGCAUGGAAAGUAAAUUCGACUGGGGGAUUUCGCGGCAUUCUCGCUCGAUCUCCCUCCGAGUUCGCACACUGUCGAAAUCUGCGACGCGCACCGACAAUGAGAUACGGCUAUGAAUACAGCAUGACGAACAAAGGGCUUAGAAUGGAGACAUACCUAGGCGCGAGUAAGGAUGAGGAGUAUUUAUUGAACCUUGCGUGCAUGAUACCGAAUGAUCGUGGCGAAGCAGCAAGGAUUGGAGUUUAUCUUACCAAGACGGCUGAUGGCUUUGUCCGCAGCCGUCCUUCCGAGCUGUUCGAAACACAGGAUUCACUACUCUGGGCAGGUCCACGCCAUAAGAUUUUCAUUCGCAAGCACGUCACAUCUUUUGGAUCCGAGAACUUAAGGACGCUUCUUGACAUGAACCUCGGAGCCAAUUUCAACAUCCGUCCUGGAAUCCAACUUGCUUCCUUUGCCGCGAAACCAGCAGAUCUCUGGGACACUUUACGUCAAGAAUUCGUCACAGAUAAUAGUAAAAAGUUCACUGGCUUUCUCAACUUUCAGCUGACCGACACUGGCAAAUCUUUCGUUUCUCCUCGAAUUUAUGUUGUCUGCGGCUUGUCCGUACAUUCCACCUCUGGGAACCUAAAGCCGUGGAUGGGUAUCUACAGCUCUGCGGAAAAGAGGAGACACGGGAAGAUAAUAGAGUGUGUUGAUGGGUAUUACGAUUCUUACGGGGAGGAACACUACCUGCAUCAGCUGCGGGACUGCGUGCUCGGUACUGGAAAUGAUCUCCCGCAAGAAAUCAGCCUGCCUUCCAGUGAUGCAGCGCAUAGACUCCACCUCUCUCUCGGGGUUAUCCAGCGAUCUCCAGGUUGUUUGUACACUAUCGCAGUAAAUGUUACAAACAUGGGAUGA
Messenger RNA from Fusarium subglutinans, 1617 nucleotides. Its product is annotated as beta transducin. The transcript has a single exon. The record is from RefSeq and is a predicted model, not a curated record. The coding region runs from base 1 to 1617 and encodes 538 amino acids. NCBI's taxonomy places the organism in Eukaryota, Fungi, Ascomycota, Sordariomycetes, Hypocreales, Nectriaceae.